Trypanosoma cruzi is the source of this 1095-nucleotide messenger RNA. RefSeq lists its product as uncharacterized. The record is from RefSeq and is a predicted model, not a curated record. Lineage: Eukaryota; Euglenozoa; Kinetoplastea; Trypanosomatida; Trypanosomatidae. The transcript has a single exon. The coding region runs from base 1 to 1095 and encodes 364 amino acids.
AUGAACCCGCCGUCGAAGUUGGGCGAAUUCUUUGGAAUUGUGGACGACUUCUUCAAGAAGACAUUCCGUGAUGACUCACGAGUAUUUGUGGCGGUAAAAUCCCGGCAGUACUCCGAGUCUUUUCCGGGUAAACAACUCUUCUUUACAGCCCCUCCGCCCUCGCCACUGGAAUCCGGAAAAACCGACGUUCAAACGCCUGCAACGGCACAGGAGACGGCUGCAAUUGAGUCCAAAAAGGAAAACUACAUGACUUUCUCUCCCCGUCUGACUAUUAAUAAGGAUGGAACGGGAUUUGGAAAGAUCAAGCUUGGGUGCGGCCUCUGUAUUCAACGUGUUUGUCGCUUUGAGCAGGGUUUGACGUUAACCAGCAGGGGAGUUGUUGCUACCAACGUAAAAUUGAUUGAUCUUCUUGAGGGCCUCGAACUUAAGGGUCGGGUUUCCGUUAAUACGAUUGCCCCCGCAUCGGAGGAUGUGUCGGUGGCUACUAUAGAUUAUCAAAGGCGUGAUUUUUACACUACACUCGGCUACCAACGCAAUGGACUUGGCAGUAGUGAUCUCUUGGUGGAUUGCGGAACGAAAUUCUUUAAUCUUCUCGUUGGUGCGGGCUUUGAAAGGCAAAAGCUGUCCUACCUUGAGCAUCACGAUGCCUCAGCGCAGAUGGAUGUGCUAUAUGCAGGUUUAGGCUUCACUGGGGUCAACUGGUCGAUUGGUGCAAAGAUGGUGCGUGCACACGAUGCUUGGAACGCGGCUCGAGUGGCGUUUUAUCAGCGUAUGGCGCCCAACACGAUGGUGGCAUGUGGGUAUAACUUUGAUUUGUUGGAGUCCCGUGCACACCUCUCUUUGGGUUUCUCACAAGGCUUUCGUCUGCGACUGCCGACCAUCCUGCAGCAGCGCUCGGAGGAGCAUUUGGAUGAGUGGACGGCGAUCUUACCAUUUGUGGGGGCCGUUAAGGCAGAGAGCGACGGUGUAUGCGCUGCGACCAUUCGUGGCAUCUUUAACGGGGUAAUUCAUUGGGCCUUAAUUGCCCGCAAGAAUGUGAUGCUUGAGAAGAGCCCAGUGCAGUAUGGGGUGACCAUUUCAAUGGAGUCGGGAUGA